This is a messenger RNA of Candidula unifasciata, 654 nucleotides long. The record is from the annotation of a GenBank genome assembly. NCBI's taxonomy places the organism in Eukaryota, Metazoa, Mollusca, Gastropoda, Stylommatophora, Geomitridae.
AUGUCGUCGGAAAAGUUUGAGAGCUUGGAAGAUGAUUUGAAUCGGAUAACUGACGAGCUAAAAGAAAUUGAAAGAAAUCUCUCACACCAAAGUGGAGAAGAGAGAAAAAAUGCCAUUAGAAAAGUUGAGAGGAAAUUGGAAGAUGGAAAUAUCAUUUUGCAAGAACUUGAAAGUGAAGCAAAACUGGCUCCUGUCAACUAUCGGACCCAGAUGCUGGGAAGGUUACGUCAUCAUCGCAGCGACAUUGAGCAGUUGGCCAGGAGUUUAAAACGGGGAACUGACUCAGGCUUCAGUGGCACUGAUAAUUAUGGUUUUGACAGAGAGGAACGACUGGACUCAUCGAACCGAGCAAAGUUGCUUCAAGGACACCAGUCACUGCAGCGAGCCUCAGAGAGUAUAUUAAGGUCACACCAGAUUGCAGCGGAGACAGACCAGAUUGGGGUGGAGAUUAUUGACGAGCUCGGAGAACAAAGAGAAACAUUAUUGAGAGCUAGAGACAGAUUGGUAGAGACAGAUGCCAACCUUGGGAAAAGCCGUCUUAUACUCAAGGGAAUGGCUAGAAGGAUGAUGAGCAACAAACUCAUUUUGCUUGUGAUAAUUUUGAUAGAACUGGCCAUUCUUGGUGGAGUAGUUUACUGGAAAUUUUUCACUUGA